UUUCCAGAGAAUGCUCUGGAAAAGCUCUUCAAAUACGUUCAAAAAAUGGCAACACUGUUUCUGCAGCGCAUGCGUAUGGCUGUUCAUCUGAUCAUCUCUGCUGUCUGCUGUGCCCGGACUGAAACUGGAAAACCAUUUUGUUUGAUUGACUAAAUCAAUCUUUGAAUUCUUUUAUUCAAGUUUAAUUUCCAAACUUGAUUUAUAAAAUGAGUGCUUGGCGUGCGGCUGGUCUUAACUACAUCCAAUACUCAAAUAUUGCUGCCCGUGUCGUGAGGCAAGCACUGAAAUCAGAAUUCAAGGCUGAUGCAGCUAAGAGAGAAGAAACAACCGUCAGGUUCACAGCAUGGAAAGACGGAAGACCAGCCAAAGCUGCAGCCGCUGCUAAGUAAGAAGAGCGUUCAGGGUGGAAAUUAGUUAUGAAAGAUAUUGAAAGUGUUGGAGCUUCUGUGAGAUAAGAUUAAUUUACCUAGUUUUAAAUGCAUCUCAUCAAUUUAGUAGCCUAAACACCCAAGCUAUUUCAUGUCAAUUUUCUUGGUCUCAUCAAUAUUGUGCGGUACAAAACUGAAAAAAUCUCAUACACACUUCAUAAUUUAAAAAUGCCGGUACAAUAGAGUAUUGUGUAUACUUUCCAGUUUCCUGACUGCCAUGUCUAUUAUAAUUGUUGAAAUAAAAUUGUUCUACUAAAAUGA
Messenger RNA from Nilaparvata lugens (brown planthopper), 689 nucleotides. RefSeq names its product protein stunted. The record is from RefSeq and is a predicted model, not a curated record. Bases 207 to 389 code for a protein of 60 amino acids. Lineage: Eukaryota; Metazoa; Arthropoda; Insecta; Hemiptera; Delphacidae. The transcript has 3 exons. Gene Ontology annotation, cellular component: mitochondrial inner membrane. Gene Ontology annotation, biological process: proton motive force-driven mitochondrial ATP synthesis. Gene Ontology annotation, molecular function: proton-transporting ATP synthase activity, rotational mechanism.